ACCACCCAAGAAAGGAAGAGAAGAAGGAGUCGGCAGAAAGAGCGCCAAGCUGAAGAGACAGCCAGGCUGCAGAGGGCACUAAGGGAGGCCCAACAGAUGCGGACACCAAACUCGUUCCAGGGAGGAGGAAGAAGGGACACAGGGGUGUCGUGGCAAAGGACACCCCAACAUAACUACACGCCCACUGGGACAGGGGUGUCAGGACAGAGGACACCCCAGAAGUAUAACACACCGAGAGAGACUGGGGUGUCGGGUUAUAUGACACCCCAGGGAGGCUGUCAGACGAGGAGGACUGGGAUGUCGAGUCAAGGGACACCCCAACGGGACUGCCAGCCGAGGGAGACUGGGGUGUUGGGCCAAGGGACACCCCAAGGAGACCAACAAGCCAGGGGGGCUGGGGUGUCAAGUCAAAGGGCACCCCAACCAGACUACAAGCCGAAGGAGACUGGGGUGUCAAGUCUAAGGACACCCCAACCUGACUACAAGCUGAGGGAGACUGGGGUGUCAGGCCAGAGGACACCCCAAGGACCUGCACUGCCAAAGUUGAUGGACAUCCCCACCCUACAGCAGUGCCCCAUCCAGGGUUGCCCCAUAAGGGCAUUGGAUAUUCAGCCACAUGUGAUGCUGGAACAUGUGGCUGAAGUAUUCGGAGAACAACGAGACCAACCAAGGGCUUCCCUCGCUCCAAUCAGGGUAGCAGCACUACAGGCACAGGCCUGGAUGCUAGUGGGUGGGGACCUAGAGGAUUUGGUCACCCAUGUGAAUAGGCUGGAGAUAACACGGCCCCACAUCAUUGGGCAGGCAGUCCAGGGGCAGAUGGAGGAGGUAUGCCGGGAAGGGGGACGACCAGUUCCCCCAUACUUCUCAACAGCACCGGUCAACUCUCCUGGAGCCCUCAUUGACUGGAGGGUCCAGGCAGCCAUAAUGGGGGAGUUGGGAGACAGGGCGGAUGCGUUUAGGGGAAUGUUUAGGCUGCAAGGUCCCCGGGCAGCCAUAGGGUCCUCAGCAGGCCAGAUAGGACAGGCAGAGGGGGGAAUAGAUCCGUUGAGGUCCCCCUCCGACUCCCCUCCAGGAAAAAAACUAUUUGUGGACAGUGCAAUCAGGAGUCCAACACCUCCCGCAUUUGACUCCCACUUCCAUUUAGACCGGGGGUGGAGGCAAUGGAGGAUGAACGGGAGGAUGGACCGGCAACGGUUCAUCGAGAUGCGCCUUCCAACCCCCCCAAGAAACCCAGUGGACUUAGUAGGAGGGGUUAUGGUGUAUUGUGACCCAGGGACAUGGCCAUCUGCAUUGGCAUUGCAGGAACCCCCUGGAGGAUCACCCUGGGUCACAGCAAUAGGAGUCCACCCCAAAAAGGCCCAGCAGCUGGACGAUAGUUCGUUCGACAAGAUGGAACGGCUGCUGGGGUUGCCUGGGGUAAGGGCCAUUGGAGAAGUUGGGUUGGAUCAGAGCCAGCGGGACCCACCUCUUCAAAGGCAGGUUAGCACCCUAAGGUGGGUCCUAAAUUUGUGCAAGGGAAGGCCAGAGGUUCCCCUCAUUCUCCAUAUUAGAGGGGCUCCCGAGGAUCGCCAUAGUGCGGAGGCGCACCUGAAAGCCCUCACCAUAGUCCGGGAGAGGGUGGACCCUCAGCAGAGGAUCCAUCUCCAUUGCUUUGAUGGGGGCAGGCAGGAAGCGAGGCGUUGGAGGGAUGCCUUCCCCAAUGUCUAUUUUGGGUAUACGGGGGAGGUAAUCCGGUUUGACCAGGAACAAGGGCAAGUGGUGUCGUCCCUCCCCCUAGACAGGAUACUACUGGAGAGUGAUGCCCCCUAUUUCAGGCCAUCAUGGGUGCCCAAUCACAGCUAUGGGCAUCCCCAGUAUAUUGCCGAGGUGGCAAUGGGACUUUUGGCCUUUAGGUCGGGGGACACCCUUUGGGCAUUGCUGGAGGCCAUCACCAGCAAUGCACGAGUUCUGUAUAGGGUGUAG
Molecule: messenger RNA, 1962 nt
Organism: Mytilus trossulus (common blue mussel)
Lineage: Eukaryota; Metazoa; Mollusca; Bivalvia; Mytilida; Mytilidae
Exons: 1
Coding region: 97-1962 (621 amino acids)
Molecular function (GO): hydrolase activity, acting on ester bonds
Source: RefSeq, a predicted model, not a curated record